Fraxinus pennsylvanica is the source of this 1305-nucleotide messenger RNA. Lineage: Eukaryota; Viridiplantae; Streptophyta; Magnoliopsida; Lamiales; Oleaceae. The record is from the annotation of a GenBank genome assembly.
AUGAAGGAAAAGUUUGCAAAGUUGCUUCUUGGUGAGGAUAUGUCUGGUGGGGGAAAGGGUGUUUCAUCAGCCUUGGCAUUGUCAAAUGCUAUUACAAACUUAGCAGCUUCUGCAUUUGGAGAACAAAAGAAAUUAGAGCCCAUGGCACCAGAGACCAAAACAAGAUGGAGAAAGGAGAUUGAUUGGCUCCUAUCUGUCACGGAUCAUAUUGUUGAAUUUGUUCCUUCUAAGCAAGUCUCAAAAGAUGGAAUAUAUAUGGAUAUUAUGACAACAAGGCAAAGAUCUGAUCUUCACAUUAACAUCCCUGGCCUACGCAAGCUCGACGCAAUGCUCCUUGAGUGCCUGGAAAACUUCAAAGAGCAAAGUGAGUUUUACUACACAAAAUCAAAAGAUGAUGAUACAAGGAAUGAUGAUAAAUGGUGGAUUCCUACUCCUAAGGUUCCCCAAAAUGGCUUGUCUGAUUCUACAAGAAAAUGGAUGCAGAAGCAGAAGGAUUCUGUAAACCAAGUGCUUAAAGCAGCUAUGGCUAUAAAUGCACAAGUACUGUCAGAAAUGGAAAUUCCAGAAAGCUACAUAGAGUCGCUUCCCAAGAACGGGAGAGCAAGUCUGGGAGACUCAAUUUACAAGAGCAUUACAGACGAUUACUUCGAUCCCGACUAUUUUCUGUCCACUAUAGACUUGUCAUCGGAACAUAAAAUUCUUGACCUCAAAAAUAGGAUCGAGGCAUCCGUGGUUAUAUGGAAACGGAAAAUGAAUGCUAAAGACAGCAAGUCUUCGUGGAGUUCGGGUGUGAGUUUGGAGAAGAGAGAAAUUUUGGAAGAAAGAGCAGAAACUAUUUUGCUUCUUCUUAAGCACAGGUUCCCUGGACUCCCUCAGUCAAGUUUAGACAUCAGCAAAAUCCAAUACAACAGAGAUGUGGGACAAGCUAUUUUGGAAAGCUAUUCAAGAAUAAUAGAAAGCUUGGCGUAUACUGUCUUGUCAAGAAUCGAAGAUGUUACAUAUGCUGAUAAUCUUGCUCGAAAUCAAUCAAAUGGGGAAAAAAAGACUAAACUUGCAUGCGCUAAAGAAGAACUCGAGAAACAAAAUUCAACAGACACACCAACUUCGAUGACGUUGUUGGAUUUUAUGGGUUGGAAUUUAGAUCGAGGUGACACUGAUGCAAAAAAUGAUUUUAAGGAUGAUGUUUGCAAAGAGGUCGAUAUGCACCUGAGCAAACCACCUAACGUCGUGACAAACAAGAAAAUAUCCUACAUAGAGAGGCUAGAGAACUUAGGGGGAGCAAGAAGUCCAACAGCACGCCAUUAA